AUGACCGUCGGCUCCGGCUCGACCUCAGAACAUGCUGCACGGCUGCAGGCGCUGCUGGACAAGGACUCUGGAUAUGGCGGCAGUACUGUCGACGAUGAGGCAGGUGCGCUGAUCCCCGGAUCGCCAGCUUGGGAUUCUGCAACGCAAGCAGACCGACCUCUGGAUUCAAGCUCCUAUACCAACGGCAGCCACCACGCGCAAGCUGGCGCCGUGCAUCAACUGUGGUAUAACAAGCACCGGGUUACCCUCGAACGGUCAAUAAACAGAGUGAUCGAGCUUCUGAAGGGUCUGCAAGAGAAGAACGCCUCAUGGCCUGCACAUUAUCCUACCGUCCAGCGGACCGACGACCCUGCACUGCAGCGACCUUCUUCCCGACCGGGCUUCCCGCACACGCAGUCCAUGCUAGAAGACCUCCCUACUGCUUCACCUCCUCACCCCGGCGCGCUACGUCGAUCCUUGACAUCCCUCGAAGACCAUGCCAAAGCAGAAUCGAGUCGCGAUGCGGAGAAGAAGCGAAUCAACGCCGAGCCUCGCCUUGUAACACCACAAAUCGCGCAAGAGUUCUCCAUAUUGAAGUUGGAUCUGAAGCUAGGCGCACUGCAUCAGACAGAGCUGGUUCACUCACUCGAGAAGAACUCGAUUGCUUCGCUGCUUGACGGAAAGAUCAGCUCCAGUAUUAAGCACCUUCUAUCACUGCGGGAGCGUAUCGAAGAUCGGUCCAGCAAGGUGCUUGUCACUGGAGAUCUCAAUGCGGGCAAGUCUACUUUCUGCAAUGCGAUUCUUCGCCGAAAAAUCCUGCCAGAGGAUCAGCAGCCUUGCACGAGCAUCUUCUGCGAGGUCCUGCAUGCAAGCGAAAACAACGGAAUUGAAGAGGUCCAUGCCGUCCAUAAGGAUGCUAUAUAUGACCGAAACGACGAGACAACAUACGACGUGUUUUCGAUACAAGAUCUCGAGAAACUCGUGCUCGACAACGCCACCUAUAUCCAGUGCAAGGUCUAUAUCAAGGACAUCAGAACUGUCGACGAGUCGCUAUUGAACAAUGGAGUCGUUGACAUCGCUCUUAUCGACGCGCCUGGCCUCAACUCAGACACCACCAAGACAACGGCACUCUUUGCACGGCAAGAGGAGAUUGAUGUGGUUGUUUUCGUGGUCUCCGCGGCCAACCACUUCACGAUGACGGCGAGAGAAUUCCUUUUGGCUGCAGCUGCAGAGAAGGCAUACCUUUUCAUCGUGGUGAAUGGGUUCGACAUGAUCAGAGAUCAGGAACGAUGUCAAAAGAUGAUUCUGGAUCAGGUUCGGGGCUUGAGUCCUCAAACCUACAAAGAAGCAUCCGAACUCGUUCACUUCGUCUCAAGCAACGCCAUUCCCACAUCACCUCCGCCCGGUGGUCCUGACGGAGGUGACAGCGGCAGCUCAAGUGGUGGCGGCGGCGGCGAUGACCCGAGUGACGACCCAAAGGGCAAAGGCAAAGAUAAGGAAAAGAUUCGAGAUUUUGAGGUUCUGGAGCAAUCUUUAAGGAGAUUUGUUCUGGAGAAGCGGGCCAAAUCCAAGCUGACCCCGGCAAAGAAUUACCUCAUGAACAUUCUCAACGAUGUCAACUCACUGGCAACUGUCAAUGCCGAGGUAGCACAGUCAGAGAUUGAUCGUGUAACCAAGGAACUUGAGGAAAUCGAGCCUGUCCUCGAAUCAAACAAGAAGGCUAAAGACGAGAUUAGCGCCGAAACUGAGAAGAUCAUCGAAGACACCUGCAGCGACGUCUACAACCAGACAAGGGCCAUGAUCAAUUUCUCUAUUGCGCAUGCCAGCGAUCCAACCUUCCUCGAUGUGCACUAUCCAGGCCUCCUCAGCGCUUUCGAGUACGCAGAAGAAGUCAAGGAAGCGAUGCUCUCACAGAUCGCCGCAUCCGUCACCGAAUGCGAGGAGAGCGCGCGAAGCAAGACGGUUGUGGGCGUCAAUGCCAUCAAGCAGCUCGGUAUCCUGCACCUUGGUGACGAAUACAACAACCUCAACUUCCGACCCGACGUCAUGUUCCGCCGCAGGCGCGAUGCGCUUACCCGACAGAUCGAGAUCCCUAUCGAGCUGUGGGACUUCCUCGACUGGUCCAGCCUGCUCCAGCGCCAGGAGAAGGUCGCCGGCACGGGCAUGGCGCUCACCGUCGCCACCGCCGUGGGAGGGCGCCUCAUCGGCGGCUACGGCUGGAUGGACCACGCGCUCAGCGCCGCGCGCAUCGUCGGCAACGACAACCUGCGCCGCCUGAUCGUGCCGGCCAUCGUCGUGAGCCUCGUCGCCGCGGCCGGCUACGUGCUCAACCAGAUCCCGCAGUCGCUGCCGCAGCGCCUGUCGACCAAGAUCUCGUCGCAGCUGGCGGCCAUCGACUACGUGCACGCCAACUCGAGCCGCAUCGCCGGCUCGGUGCGCAAGGUGCUGCGCUUCCCGGCCGACUCGCUGCGCGAGGGCCUGCAGCGGUCCGUCGAGCAGCUCGGCGGCCGGCGCGAGGAGACGCUCAAGGUCCGCGCCGAGAGCGCCGUCGCGCUCAAGUACUUUAGCAACCUCGUGCGGGACAGCGCGCACCAGAGGGCCGCGGUGGGGGGCAUCGACCUCGACGGGCACCCGCCUGGACUGGCGCACUAG
This is a messenger RNA of Thyridium curvatum, 2631 nucleotides long. RefSeq lists its product as uncharacterized. The record is from RefSeq and is a predicted model, not a curated record. Bases 1 to 2631 code for a protein of 876 amino acids. Gene Ontology annotation, molecular function: GTPase activity; GTP binding. Gene Ontology annotation, biological process: mitochondrial fusion. NCBI's taxonomy places the organism in Eukaryota, Fungi, Ascomycota, Sordariomycetes, Thyridiales, Thyridiaceae. Gene Ontology annotation, cellular component: mitochondrial outer membrane. The transcript has a single exon.